Messenger RNA from Phacochoerus africanus (Common warthog), 1754 nucleotides. RefSeq names its product vascular endothelial growth factor C (gene VEGFC). The record is from RefSeq and is a predicted model, not a curated record. Gene Ontology annotation, molecular function: chemoattractant activity; growth factor activity; vascular endothelial growth factor receptor 3 binding. The transcript has 7 exons. The coding region runs from base 112 to 1368 and encodes 418 amino acids. NCBI's taxonomy places the organism in Eukaryota, Metazoa, Chordata, Mammalia, Artiodactyla, Suidae. Gene Ontology annotation, cellular component: membrane. Gene Ontology annotation, biological process: vascular endothelial growth factor receptor signaling pathway; positive regulation of protein phosphorylation; positive regulation of angiogenesis.
CCCGGACCCGCUCCCGCCGCCCCGGCUCGCCGCGGGGUCCCCGGGCGGUCCUCGGGGACAGGGCCGAGCGGCGAGCGCAGCCGGGCCGGGCGCGCUCGCCGUGGGUCCACCAUGCACUUGCUGGGCUUCUGCUCUCUGGCGUGUUUGCUGCUCGCAGCUGCUCUGCUCUUGGGUCCUCGGCGGGCGCCCGCCGCCGCCGCCUUCGAGUCGGGACUCGGCUUCUCCGACGCGGAGCCGGACGCAGGCGAGGCCAAGGCUUAUGCAGGCAGAGAUUUGGAGGAGCAGUUGCGGUCGGUGUCCAGUGUUGAUGAACUCAUGACUGUGCUCUACCCUGAAUACUGGAAAAUGUACAAGUGUCAAUUAAGGAAAGGAGGCUGGCAACAUAACAAAGAACAGGCCAGUGCCAAUACAAGAACAGAAGAGACUCUCAAAUUUGCUGCAGCACAUUAUAAUGCAGAGAUCUUGAAAAGUAUUGAUAAUGAGUGGAGGAAGACUCAAUGCAUGCCACGGGAGGUGUGUAUAGAUGUGGGGAAGGAGUUUGGAGCAGCAACAAACACCUUCUUUAAACCUCCAUGUGUGUCCGUCUACAGAUGUGGGGGCUGCUGCAACAGUGAGGGCCUACAAUGCAUGAACACCAGCACAAGUUACCUCAGCAAGACGUUGUUUGAAAUUACAGUGCCUCUAUCUCAAGGCCCCAAACCAGUAACAAUCAGCUUUGCCAAUCACACUUCCUGCCGAUGCAUGUCGAAGCUGGAUGUUUACAGACAAGUCCAUUCCAUUAUUAGACGUUCCCUGCCAGCAACACUACCACAGUGCCAGGCUGCAAACAAGACUUGCCCCACAGACUACAUAUGGAAUAAUCACUUCUGCAGGUGCCUGGCUCAGCAAGAUUUUAUUUUUUCCUCUAAUGCCGGAGAUGACUCUGCGGAUGGCUUCCAUGACAUCUGUGGCCCCAACAAGGAGCUGGAUGAAGAGACCUGUCAGUGUGUGUGCAGAGGGGGGCUUCGACCUUCCAGCUGUGGACCCCACAAGGAGCUAGACAGAAACUCAUGCCAGUGUGUCUGUAAAAACAAACUUUUCCCCAACUCGUGUGGGGCCAACCGAGAAUUUGAUGAAAACACAUGCCAAUGCAUAUGUAAAAAAACCUGCCCAAGAAAUCAACCCUUAAACCCUGGAAAAUGUGUCUGUGAAUGUACAGAAAACCCACAGAAGUGCUUCUUAAAGGGAAAGAAGUUUCAGCAUCAAACAUGCAGUUGUUACAGACGACCGUGUACAAAUCGAAUGAAGCAUUGUGAACAGGGACUUUCAUUUAGUGAAGAAGUAUGUCGCUGCGUCCCUUCAUAUUGGAAAAGACCACAUAUGAACUAAGACUGUACUCUUUUCUAGUUCAUAAUUUUUUCUCUUAUGGGAAACUGUGUUGCCACAUUAGAACUCUGAGCACAGAGACUUUGUGGGACCCUGGUAACAAAGACAGAAGUCAGUUUCCAGAACCACGUGGAACAUUAACAGAAAUGGACUGGAGUUCAUCUACAAAAGACCUCUUUAAAAGACUGGUUUCCUGCCAAUGACCAAACAGCCGAGGUUUUUCUCUUGUGAUUUAAAAAAGAAAGAAUAAUGACUAUAUAAUUUAUUUCCACUAAAAAUAUUGUUUCUGCAUUCAUUUUUAUAGCAAUAACAAUUGGUAAAUCUCACUGUGAUCAAUAUUUUUAUAUCAAGCAAAACAUGUUUCAAAUAAAAUGAAAAUUGUAUUAUAA